Molecule: messenger RNA, 1875 nt
Organism: Rhinichthys klamathensis goyatoka
Lineage: Eukaryota; Metazoa; Chordata; Actinopteri; Cypriniformes; Leuciscidae
Gene: vrk3
Product: VRK serine/threonine kinase 3
Exons: 16
Coding region: 96-1646 (516 amino acids)
Biological process (GO): signal transduction; peptidyl-serine phosphorylation
Cellular component (GO): nucleus; cytoplasm
Molecular function (GO): ATP binding; protein serine/threonine kinase activity
Source: RefSeq, a predicted model, not a curated record
CAACAGUGCGAAAGAUGUCUGCAGAAGGUUAAUUCGACAGUCACAACAUUUUGCCGAGGAGCAUUUCCACCCACCGCGUCUAAUUUGCCGUCAAGAUGCUGAAUUUCUGUCCUCAGUGUGGGUCAAAGUUACAGCCUGGGUUCAAAUUCUGUCCUUCAUGUGGUGGGAGACUCCCAGAAGACGCAACAGAAGCUGUAACUUCACAGCCAUCCGAACCAUAUCCUGACUCUGUGCUUUCGUCUUUGAGCGCCAUGGAAGUAGUAGAUUCUGCUGGAGACUCAUCACAAUCUGCACUGAUUCGCCCAGCUUUGCGUUCGACACGGCGAAAGACCUCGAGUAGCACAGCCAUGGACUGUGUAGAUCUGAAGUCUUUGACAUCUUCUCGAAAGCGAAAGACAUCCCCCCUGGUUAAAGAGGAGAAAGAAGUGACAAAGAAAACAUUGUCCAUAGUAACUCAAACCCCAGGUAAGAAGCCUUUGACAUCUCCUGGGAAAGGAAAGGCAUCCCCCCAGGUUAAAGAACAAGAGGAGGCGAAGCAAACUUGUUCGGUUACACUACAAACUCCAGAUAAGAUGCAUUCGAUGUCACCUCGAAAAUGUAAGGCUUCCCCCCAGGUUAAAGACGAGGCGGCAAAGCAAACGUCUUCAGUUAUUCAAAGCCAAUCUAAAUGCAAAGGCAAGAAGCGCGUGUGCACUGUGGAGCCGGUCCAGGAGGGUCUGGUGGUGUGUGACCAGUCAAGCAAAAAGUGGAAGCUGGUUGAACUUCUGUGGCAAACAGAAUUAGAUCUGACAUAUGCAGUGUGCCAGGCAAAUCAGCACGCAGACUCAAAUGAAUGCAAGUACAUGUUGAGACUGGGUGCUAAAGAAGGACACCUGUUCAAUGAGCAGAACUUCCAUCUGAGAGCAGCCAAACCUGACGCAGUGGAAAAAUGGAUGAAAUUGCACAAAUUGGACUUCCUUGGGAUUCCAUCAUGUGUAGGAUUUGGUCUCCAUGAAGCAUCUAGGUUUUUAGUUUUUCCCAGCAUGGGCGAACCACUGCAGACAGCCAUAGAGGAAGGCACCGGCUCUCUCUCUGAGAAAGUUGUUCUUCAGCUUGCACUACGACUAUUGGAUUCACUUGAAUUUGUCCAUGAGAAGGAAUAUGCCCAUGCAGACAUCCAUGCAGGAAAUAUUUACAUCAACACUGACAGUGACACAGAGGUUUUCUUGUCUGGCUUUGGUUAUGCGUUUAGGUUUUGCCCUGGUGGAAAGCACGUGGAGUACCGACAGGGUAGCCGCACUGCUCACCAGGGUAACAUCAACUUCAUCAGCGUGGAUUCUCACAAGGGGGCUGGUCCCUCUUGUCGCAGUGACCUGCAGUCUCUGGGUUACUGUAUGCUGUGUUGGCUGACAGGCUCACUACCCUGGAGUCACCUCUCUCACACAAGCUCCGUUGCUGCAGAGAAAGAGAGGUAUAUUUCGGAUAUCCCUGGACUUCUGAGUUGCUGCUACAAACAGAAGAAAGCUUCAAGUGCAUUACAAGAAUACCUGUCUACUGUAAUGACCCUGCAGUAUACAGAGAAACCAGAUUAUACACUUCUGAAAGCUGGACUUAGUGAGAGCUUACAGAAAAUGGGUGGGAGUCUGAAGGAAUCACUGAAUCUGUAGGUGAAACCAUAAUGAGAAGAGUUAAUAGGUGUGGAAUGUGGCUUUAAUUAUUUUAUGGAAUGUUUAAGAAAGCUUUUAUGUUUUUAAAAGCAACUUUUAUUGUGGUUUUACAAACGUAUUACAGUGCAAACUUUGCAUGCUUGUUUGCUGUCAUAGAUUGAGUUUUAAUCACUGAUUUAUUUCAUCAUUGUCUUUUUAACAUUUUGAAAUAAGAAAUAAGCAAUGUUUA